CGGGCGCGGGGUGGUGCGGCGCCGCCUGCCUCCGCAGACGGCGCAGUCUCUCGCACUCGCUCGACCGCUGAGCAUCAGCCGCUCCACCGGCAAGCAGGAAGCCCUAGCAGACAACAAGCGACACGCAGAAGGUCCCGUUGUGCAGGCAACCAGCAAUCCGCUCACCAUCUCUCUGCCGGCCAGAGUUCCAUCCACGCAAGUCGGGCCAGAUUGACACGGAGCCAGUGUGGAUCUCCGAGGCGAAGAGCUAACGACCAUGCAGCGCCGCGAUGAAACACUCUGACUCACCUCGAGGGUGGCAGCGGCAGGAGGCAAGACGGAGCCGAAAUCUCCACCAGUGAAAAGAUGCCCUAAAAUGAUGAUCGACCCGCCGCGCACGUGGGAUGUCUUUUUGCGCGCGGCAAUAAUUUUGUUUGUGGCGUGGCAAGUCAGUGGAUUUUCCACCUCUGCUGAAAUAUUCCAAGAAGGCAAAUCGGACAAAGAAAUUUUGGACCAGCUGCUUCAGAAGGAGCGGUAUGACAAACGACUGCUGCCACCGGUACCAGGUACACUCACAGUCAACAUGAGUGUGCUUCUGCUCAGCCUCGCCUCUCCAGACGAGUCCAGUUUGAAAUAUGAAGUUGAAUUUUUACUACAGCAACAAUGGCACGACCCGCGGCUUCAAUACUCGAACGCUAGUCGGUACGAGUUUUUGAACGCGAUCCACCACCACAAUGACGUCUGGUUGCCGGACACGUACUUCAUCAUGCAUGGCGAUUUCAAGGAUCCACUCAUACCUGUCCACUUUGCGCUACGCAUAUUUCGCAACGGAACUGUAAAUUACUUAAUGAGGAGGCAUCUCAUUUUGUCCUGCCAAGGAAGCCUGAACAUCUUCCCCUUUGACGAUCCUCUCUGCUCCUUCGCCAUGGAGAGCAUCUCGUACGAACAGACGGCCGUCAAGUACGUGUGGAAGUACGACGAAGGCACCCUUCGUAAAUCGCCCAGUCUCAAGACGCUCAACGCAUACCUAAUUAAAAACGCCACGCAGGCCUGCAACACAAAGUCCAGUUGGCGAGGAAAUUACAGUUGCUUGCGCGUGGAGUUGAUCUUCACGCGGGACCGGGCGUUCUACUUCACGACGGUCUUCAUCCCAGGCAUCAUCCUGGUGACCAGCUCGUUCAUCACCUUUUGGCUCGAGUGGAACGCAGUGCCCGCGCGCGUCAUGAUCGGUGUGACGACCAUGUUGAACUUUUUCACGACGUCGAACGGUUUCCGGUCCACGCUGCCGGUCGUGUCCAACCUGACGGCCAUGAACGUGUGGGACGGCGUGUGCAUGUGCUUCAUCUACGCCAGUCUGCUCGAGUUUGUGUGCGUCAACUACGUGGGGCGCAAGAGGCCUCAGCACAACGUCGUCUACCGGCCGGGCGAGAACCCCGUCGCGCAGAGACUUCCCGCCGUUCUCAACAGAAUUGGCAUUAUUUUGGCCAGCCCGUUGGUAAGGCAGGGCACCGAGGCCAACAAGAAGGGCGGCGCUGGGGGCGUUGAACUCUCGUCACCCAUGGGCCACGGCAGUACAGUCACCACGGCAGGCCCUAACGACAUCGUGGCGUGCACCAACUGCGGCGGAGGAACUGACCCUUGCACACAUCCGGCCAAUAAUGGAUGCCAUGGCAGCAUCUCUGAGGUGCGCAAAAAGGAGCCGUCACAUCCAAUACGUGUUGCGAAGACAAUUGAUGUGAUUUCAAGAGUAGUAUUUCCAGUAGCCUUCUUCAUGUUUCUGAUUUUCUUCUUCAUCCACUACAAGGCUUUCUCGUAGCGUGGUUGCGUGCGGAUGAAAAAAGAAAAUAAGAGAAAGCCCAACGUUAAGACCGAUCAGGAAAUAGAAGGAAGAGAAAAGCGCGGCUCGAAAAUUGUUGAAAUGAAUUAAAGAAUGUUUGAUGCUGAGAGAUUUAUUUACAAAUGUGUGAAUUUUAAGAGAGAGAUUGUAUUUAUAUAUUAUACACACAUACAAUUAUGUUGUGCAAAAUCGGUUGCAGUGCAGCUAUGUUGAUUAUUAAUAUCAAUGUUGAGCCGACGGGAUGGGAGAUUACAAAUUGCAUUGUAAAAAGGUUAAAGCAGAUAAUAUAUAAUUAUAGUAAAUUCAAAUGGAAAGUAAUAAGAUUAUGAAAUUAAAUGAUGUUUGUUGUGUUGUUACGUUGAUUAAUUGUUCGAACUAGUCUUUUUACAUUCGGACUGUGAUAAUGACUUCUUAAAGCAAAAGACAAUUUGUAAUGAGUAGCUUUUUUACUCGCUCUCAGUGAACCGAUGCGUUAUAUUUAUUGAAUUGAUUAUAGAUUAAUCAAGAAGAUUAUCUUUUUGAAUUUCAUUUUUUUUUCGAUCGAAAUAAUAAUACUCUGGAAGUAUCUUCGAAAAACUAUUUACAGAUUUGUUGAUCCUUAAAUGAUUCUUCUGAUGUUUAUUCUAUUAAAAAAAGAUUGUGCACUGCUGUUUGCAAACAAUAUUGAACAAAAAUAACAAUUUUUUAGCAAAAUCAUGGAGAAAAUCUUGAUAAAAUUAAAAAUGAAUUUAUGUAUAUUGUUGAAGUGAAUAUUUGCGAAUCCACUCUUAAAUUAUAGAAAGAAAAAAAUAAAAUAUAUUCUAAGCCAUUUUGCACUUACGCACCACGUACCUUACUAAGUGAGUUGUUGUUGUCCGUACGAAUAUUUUGCACUGAUGAGACGUUUAUAAUUGCUGUUCAUAAGUGAUGGAUAAAUGAAUGUGCUUCAUAUGUGUUUACCAAUUUCGGAAAAAGCUCUGUACUAACAAAACUGCCUGCUUUCGAUGUGACACUUCUGUCAGCUGACCAACCAAAGUAAUGCCUUAUAUUUUGCUGCUUUCUAUUGAAAAUUUUCAAAUCAAUCAAUAACUUCUUCUCUUCACACUCAUUGAACAUUCCGGCUCUAUUCCAUCAGAAUUCAAAUUUUAUUAGAUGCACCUUUUCACAAUAAUUCUCAUCUUGAAAUUAUGUUGCAAAAAAUUACUCUGGGAUAUAAAUUUGGAGAAACUGCUGACGAAUGCUAGAGGCCUUUUUCAAUAUAAUUAUUCAGUCAUUAGAUGUAAAAGAAGAAAAAAAAUCAAGACCUAAAAAAACACUUACACUGUUAUUCAAAUGGAGCACUUGAUUGCACCGUGUUUAAAAUUAACGUGAUAAUUGCGGGUAACAAAGUUUUAAUUUAACAUGUAGAGAGGAGAUGAGAACAGAAAUGUUCCCUUCUGGAUUCCCAUGAUGAUACGCGCGCGCGAAAAUCGCAAUUUUUGAUAAAUGAAACAUGCGGAGGGCGGCUUUUCAAAACUUGCACACGACCCAGUGAUUUGAAGGAGAACAACAUUUUCGUCGCGUGAAUUUGAAUUUUCUAGCCGUAUGAAUAAAAAGAAAUUAGAAAAGCACUUUUCUCAAAUCCUAUUAUCUCGCUUGUAAUAAACCUUUUGCACAAACGCCUUUUCUCAUCAGUAUAAUAUAUUUAAAUAUCUCAAAUCGUAUCAGUUUAAUUUAAUUUCGUAGAAUCAAUCUAAGAAAAAUGUUGGAAGUAUACAUAUUAGAAAUAAUAUUAAAUCGAGAUGCAAUAAAAAGCGUGUAAAUAGUUUAUCAUACAUUUGUUGUUGAUCAAUAACAUACAAUAUGUGUGCCCGAUGAAAACGCCUGCCAGUCCGCUUAAUUUUAUGAUGACAAAAAAAUGCGAAGAAGGCUUUAAAAAAUCAUAACACAAAAUUUUUCAACAUUUACUCAAAUUAUAAUAUAAAAAAACGAGGAGGAUUCGGAAAGUAAAAAAUAUCUGGUUUCCAACACAACGAACGGAUAUUUUUCUAUACUUGGUGCUUGAAUCUGUUUGGAUUUGUGUAAAUCUAUAAUAGGAAAAAAAAACAUUAAUCAAAUAAAGCCUUCUCCAAAAAUAUUUUUAAUCGAAUUCAAAAUAAUUUCUCUGCUGCUUAUAUACUCGCACAUACAGAAAGAUUCCCAUUUCCCAUCGCCUUCUGCGAUUUAAAGUUUCAAAUUAUUACAGAAAAUUCUCCUCAAGCACACUCACACACACACGGUCAUUUCACUCAUCUUAAUGUCUUCACAUGCGAAUGAUAUAUAAGAGUCAUGAUUCUAAACGUAAAUCGAAGGACCAUAAUUUUGUACUGAAAAGCAAAUGAAAGCAGAGAGAAUGACCGGAUUUAAAUAAAACAAAAUUGAGUAUCGAAGAUAUAAGAAGAAGCAAAUCAGCUUAAGCGCAGAUCAAGCGAGCUUUCGUAAUAAGCAAUUUUAGAUUUGAGAGAGAAAAGCUGACGUUUAAAAGUAGAUAAUAUGAGUACGCAAUGCGCUUGGGCUUGAAUUUGAAUGCCGAAGAAAGAAGUUUUGCUGCUGUAAACAAUCAUACUUUUUAAUUCAACGCGCAACCUUUAUUACCACGCAAGAAAUAAAAGAAAAUCCAGGUCUUGUAAAGUUUAAAGUAAGAAUAACAAUUGUUCUAUUGUUGUAACCAUUUAUCAUAUCACGGAAACACACGUCGGCUAUUUGGAUAUUAUUAACUACUAAAAGUAUAUAAAAUAUUUAUUGGUAGGCCCUACUGGUGCGGACCCAGUGUAGUUUUAUAUAAAGAAAAACGAUGAGAAACUUUGUGCUAAGUAAGCGAAAAUAAUGCUGGUAAAAAAUGCUUUCAAACACUCGUAGCGAAAUCAACUUCUAACUCUAUAAUUAAUCCCUUGAAUUUGAUAACUCGGUACUUUGAGACCAACACUAACGCAAAAUGAACACUUCUAGUGCAAGUAGAGAUUUUAACAAGAACCCCCUGCUAUAGCAUUAAUUUAUUUCAAAUUUUCCAAUCGCAUAAUUUUGUACCUUUUUACUUCAGUGUUGGCCAAAGUCAUGAAGGUGUAGAUCUAAUUUUUUUCAA
Molecule: messenger RNA, 4895 nt
Organism: Neocloeon triangulifer
Lineage: Eukaryota; Metazoa; Arthropoda; Insecta; Ephemeroptera; Baetidae
Gene: pHCl-1
Product: glutamate-gated chloride channel
Exons: 13
Coding region: 356-1795 (479 amino acids)
Biological process (GO): signal transduction; chemical synaptic transmission; chloride transmembrane transport
Cellular component (GO): membrane; neuron projection; synapse
Molecular function (GO): neurotransmitter receptor activity; extracellular ligand-gated monoatomic ion channel activity; transmembrane signaling receptor activity
Source: RefSeq, a predicted model, not a curated record